AUGAUCAUUAAAUUUCAGAAAAAUAUUAUAGAAGCUGUGGAGCUCAAGUACCACGGCAAUCAUCAAAAGCAUCAAUCCUUGGAGUUCCAAGUGUUCUUCAAUGAUCACGCCAACAAUGACUUUAACACUCUCUUCAAAAACCUCCAUCACAAUCACAAUCGCAAAUUCUUUGCCGCUGGAGUACCAGGUACAUUUCAUUGCCGGUUGUUUCCCAAGUCCUCUCUCCACUUCGGUCACUCCUCUUUUGCACUGCAAUGGCUCUCCAAAACUCCCUCGGAAGUCUUGGAUACUAAGUCUCCUGCAUGGAAUAAGGGUAGCAUUCACUGCACAGGAUAUCAUACAGAAGUUGCAGAGGCAUAUUCAUCUCAAUUCAAGAAUGACAUGGAGACGUUCUUGAAUGCUAGGGCACAAGAACUUGUGAAUGGAGGGUUGCUGGUAAUUAUAAUGCCUGCCCUACAAGAUGGGGUGCUUCUGUCUCAAAGUUCAAUCGGCAUGACUUAUGAUCUCUUGGGAUCUUGCCUCCAGAACAUGGCCAAAUCUGGAAUAAUUAGUGAAGAAAAGGUGGAGGCCUUCAACUUGCCAAUAUACAUUUCACCAGCGAAGGAUUUAGAAGCAUUGUUACAGAGAAAUGGAUUCUUUAGUGUUGAGAAAAUUGAUAGAAUAACUAGCAACAUGAACAUCACCACCCUCACAGCGCAAUUUCUUACAUCACAGUUACGAGCGAUCACGGAAGAACUCAUCAAAGGACACUUUGGAAGUGAGAUUGUCGAUGCAGUAUUCGAACUUUUCAACAUAAAACUAUCCGAGAAUUGGUUUUCCAUCAUAGAUACGAAGAAUCAAAAAUUCAUGGACCUGUUCAUCAUUCUAAGGCGCAAUUUUUCUGAUUAA
Molecule: messenger RNA, 888 nt
Organism: Populus trichocarpa (black cottonwood)
Lineage: Eukaryota; Viridiplantae; Streptophyta; Magnoliopsida; Malpighiales; Salicaceae
Product: loganic acid O-methyltransferase-like
Exons: 2
Coding region: 1-888 (295 amino acids)
Biological process (GO): methylation
Molecular function (GO): S-adenosylmethionine-dependent methyltransferase activity
Source: RefSeq, a predicted model, not a curated record